This is a messenger RNA of Pogoniulus pusillus (Red-fronted tinkerbird), 2299 nucleotides long. It is a transcript of the gene ANKRD55, whose product is annotated as ankyrin repeat domain 55. Gene Ontology annotation, biological process: protein localization to ciliary inversin compartment. The transcript has 11 exons. Gene Ontology annotation, molecular function: protein binding. The record is from RefSeq and is a predicted model, not a curated record. Gene Ontology annotation, cellular component: ciliary inversin compartment. Bases 243 to 2225 code for a protein of 660 amino acids. NCBI's taxonomy places the organism in Eukaryota, Metazoa, Chordata, Aves, Piciformes, Lybiidae.
GUUAAGCUUCCAGGGAUGUAAUCUUAAGAGGGUCCAUUAAAAACAGAAUAUACUGUUCCCAUCAGGAUAGUGAUAAUGUCCUUGCCUUGACAGCAACCUGCAGCCGCAAAGCACGUUUUAAUUCUGUGACAGAAAGACCGACGACAGUUACCAUUGCAUUGUUUAAUAUAUGAGAGUCUUCCCUGAAAAACACUGGAGAAGGCAUUUGUCUAGUCUGACUGUAAAUAAUGAGAUAAACCACAAUGGAUUUCAGUUCCUCAUCAGUGUUUGAUCAGCACAAAGGUGAUGCAGCAGAGGAGAUUGACUUGACUAUAGUCUACCAAGCAGCAGCUAAUGGCGAUGUGAACACACUAACUGCAGUGAUUCGAGAAGAUCCUUCCAUCCUGGAGUGCUGCGACGGCGAGGGUAGCACACCUUUGAUGCAUGCUGUAUCAGGACGCCAGGUUGAUACAGUGAAGCUUCUGCUGAAGAUGGGAGCCAAUAUUAACACUCAAGACACUUGUGGGCGAACCAGCUUAUCUCUGGCAACUUAUCUGGGCUGGCUGGAAGGCUGUGUCAGCUUGCUCAGAAACGGUGCUAAGCAAAACAUACCUGACAAAAAUGGGAGGCUGCCACUACACGCUGCCACCGCAGAGCCUGACGUGAGGCUUCUGAAUGUGCUUCUGCAGCAGUCCAAUCUUAGUGAAAUUAAUCAUCAGGACAAUGAGGGAAUGACUUCACUCCACUGGGCUGCUUUCCACAACAGGCCCCAGCACACUCAGGUUCUGCUGCACAAGGGAGCAGAUUUGACUCUGGUGGACAAAGACUUCAAAACAGCUCUGCACUGGGCAGUACAGAGUGGCAACAGGAUUCUGUGUUCCAUCAUUCUGGAGCACUAUCAGGGGCCAUCAAUAAUAAACUAUGAUGAUGAAAAUGGCAAAACGUGUCUGCACAUUGCUGCUGCUGCAGGCUACAGCGAUAUUAUCGGUGAGCUGGCUAAAGUCCCAGAGUGCAACCUGCAGGCCCUUGAUGUGGACGACAGGACACCUUUGCACUGGGCUGCGGCAGCAGGGAAAGCUGACUGUGUGCAGACACUACUAGAGCUGGGGGUAGACAGCAGCCCUCGAGACAUCAAUGAAAAUACUCCUCUGACAUAUGCAGUGUACUGUGGGCACACGGCAUGCAUCAAGUUGCUGUCUCGGGAGAGCAGUGGGUCUGAACCAGUUUAUCAGCUUCCCUCCCAGAACAACAGACACCUAAGGAAAGAAGGACGAUUCAGCAUGCUGAACCACAUCUUCUCUUGCAAAAAGAAGAAAGAUUGUCACAAAAUCAAUCAGAAAGAGAGAAGCAGAGAUCGAUAUUCUGGCGAGGAGACCUCUGAAGUAGAUGACAUUAUCACCACUUUUGAUAGCAUUAUGGACACAAAUUGCAAAGACAUUCCAGAUGAGUGUAUGACCAAGACUGACUUUAAAAGAAGAAACACAGAUGCAAAGUACCUCAUAUCAGAAAAGAAGCAAUUAGAGUGUCAGGGAGUGCAGCCCACCAGAGCCCAGAGCCUCCCCCCAAUAACUGCUGGCAGUUCCUUCCUAACUGCUACCCAAAGCACAAUGUCAAGCUUCAACUCUGGCACCAGCACCCACCAUUUUGCACACAAGUCUCAAAAGAGUAGGAGUGAACACAACUUGCUGGACCACAAAAGCAGCUGCCAGGGCUUGUUGGAUAAUUCCUGGAACACAGAUUCUAACCAAGUACUUUCUUAUGAAGUCUGUACUAGGCCUCCUUCAGACAAACUUAUAAAUAGCUUAAACUCUGAUAGAUCACAUCAUGUGCUUUUGUGUCCUCCUCGCCUUCCCUCCCUUCCCAGUUCUCUAUCAGGUAAACAUUUUGAAGAGAUGUCCAUAGACCAAGCCAAAAUUAAAAAGCUUAGUCCAAUACAGAACAGCCUAGAUCCUGUACCCAACCACUGUGCACACAAAAUUCAGCUACCAUCUCAGGGUGCUAAGAAGUUUAACUCUCUGCCUUUAAAUUCCCUAAGGAAUGCUGCUGUUAUUCUCCCACCAUCCCCAACCACCAGUUCCCAGAAAAGGGGAUAUUCUCAGAGUCACGUAUUCCAUUCUUUCUUGCCUGGUCUAUCAGGAAAGCCUCUAAAACCAAGCCGUGUCCUACCUGCUAUCCCAAGCCAGAAGAAACCUAACCCUGCAGAAGAGCUUGGGAAAUCUCUCAUCAAACCAGAUGCUGAAAAUUAAUGCAUUAGAAUCUGUAGAAAUAUGUUUAAGAUCUUAUGACAACUGUACAAUAAAAUCUCAUUAACUUGCACUAA